AGGAGAAGCAUCAAGCAAGGCAAUCAGUAGCAGGCUUGCAGCUACCUCCUCUGCUUGCUUCCCGUCGACUUCCUCUUCCUCCCCCGUCGCCGAUCGAGGACGAAGAUGGGGAGGAGCCUGCUCCCGCUGGCGCUGCUCGUCGUCCUCUCCGCCGCCGCGGCCGCCCCCCAGCUCGUCGGAGCAGCAGGGCGAGACCAUUCCCUAGGAAUCAUCCAGAAAGACAUCAUACAGACGGUCAACAACCACCCCAACGCCGGAUGGACGGCUGGAUACAACCCCUACCUCGCGAAUUACACUAUUGAGCAAUUUAAGCAUAUGCUGGGAGUGAAGCCAACGCCUCCAGGUUUACGGGCUCGUGUUCGCACCAAAACUCAUUCAAGAUCCGAGCAGCUCCCAAAGGUGUUCGAUGCCAGGUCGAAAUGGUCCGGCUGCAGCACAAUUGGGAAAAUACUUGAUCAAGGUCACUGUGGUUCCUGCUGGGCUUUUGGUGCCGUGGAGUGUCUGCAAGAUCGUUUCUGCAUCCAUCACAACAUGAACAUUACGCUUUCUGCCAAUGACCUAGUGGCUUGCUGUGGGUUUAUGUGCGGCGAUGGUUGUGAUGGAGGAUAUCCUAUCAGCGCAUGGCAAUACUUCGUCCAGAACGGUGUUGUUACUGACGAGUGCGAUCCAUACUUUGAUCAGGUUGGCUGCAAGCAUCCUGGAUGUGAACCUGCUUAUCCUACACCUGUGUGUGAAAAGAAAUGCAAGGUGCAGAACCAAGUUUGGGAGGAAAAGAAACAUUUCAGCAUCAAUGCAUACCAAGUAAACUCUGAUCCACAUGACAUCAUGGCAGAGGUCUACAAGAAUGGCCCUGUAGAAGUUGCUUUCACAGUUUAUGAGGACUUCGCACACUACAAAUCAGGAGUGUACAAGCACAUCACCGGUGGAGUCAUGGGAGGUCACGCCGUCAAGUUGAUUGGUUGGGGAACCAGUGAUGCUGGAGAGGAUUACUGGCUUCUUGCAAAUCAGUGGAACAGAGGCUGGGGCGAUGACGGGUACUUCAAGAUCAUAAGGGGCAAGAAUGAAUGUGGCAUCGAAGAAGAUGUUACUGCCGGUAUGCCCUCGACAAAGAACAUCGCCGGUAGCGCCUUUGCAAUUUGAAGUUUGAGCAGCCCCUUGUCCUCUGAUGCUGUUGGAAUUAGCAAUCUGCCUGUCAAAUUUAAGCGGGCAAAUUAGCUUUGAUGGUACCAGGAUUCUGUAUUCUGCGCACUAGCUAUUAAUGUGUCCGUUAAUGGCAAUAAAACAAUUAUUAUCAAGGCAUCUGUGAGUGACAAACAAUUAUCCAUUUCAAUUGGAAAAAAUGAAGCUGAGUUGUGUUCA
Molecule: messenger RNA, 1359 nt
Organism: Triticum dicoccoides
Lineage: Eukaryota; Viridiplantae; Streptophyta; Magnoliopsida; Poales; Poaceae
Product: cathepsin B-like protease 2
Exons: 11
Coding region: 106-1140 (344 amino acids)
Biological process (GO): regulation of catalytic activity; proteolysis
Molecular function (GO): cysteine-type endopeptidase activity
Source: RefSeq, a predicted model, not a curated record